CUCUGGUUGGUCAAGGUGGAAGUGCCUAAAGACGAAACAAAAAUGGCGGACAACGAUCGGACGUGGAAAGUCUCAAUUAACUUUUUGGGCCUUGUUGACUUCAAGGACGGCAAUUUCCGACGUUAAACACCGCUGGACGGAUACCUGAAGCCUUGCAGGUUGCGAGGGACUGACGGGAGCCGGCGGUUUUUGAAUUCGCGUGGGACUUUUUAGCUCGAGUUUAGCAAGAUGAGUUCGAAGGACAAGAACAAGCACACCUUCCUGGACCGGUUCUCCAGCAUCCGGAUGCCUGGCCAGCCCAAGAAGAGCUCCAGCUUCAGGAAGAGUGUUCACCACGACAACGGGGGGUUCCGGGAGGGCGAGGAGGAGUCCAUGAUGCCGCAGGUGUCCAGCCUUACCAACAGGGAGGUGGAGGCCAUGUUUGAGAAGAUGCUGGAGGACAUGAACCUGUCAGAAGACAAGAAGGCUCCCCUGAGAGAGAAGAGUCUGGAGAUGAAGAAGGAGAUGGUGGCCGGGUACAUCAACAGAACAGCAGCUGUAUCGUUCGGAUUUGCGAAAAACACCAGUAAGUCUGACUCCAUGAAGCCCCAGGACUAUAUCCACGAGAUGAAGCAACUGAGUGUUGGGGAGAGGCUUCACUCCACUAUCAGCUCUCUCAGGGUCUCUCUCACAAGCAACCCUGUCAGCUGGGUGCAGAACUUUGGAGACGAGGGAUUGAACACAUUACUGCACAUUCUGGAGGAGUGCUACCAGAGUGAUGGAAGAACAGAGAAGAAGAUCCAGCACGAGUGUGUGCGGAGUCUCAAGGCUUUCAUGAACAACAAGUAUGGUUUGAGACAAAUGCUAGAGAAGGAGGAUGGGCUGACCAUCCUGGCACGGUCAGUCGACGCUGACAACCCCGCCAUCAUGACGGACGCUAUCAAGAUCCUCGCUGCUGUCUGCCUCGUACCCAACGGUCAUGACAAGGUGUUAGAUGCCAUCACAGUCAAUGCAGAGGUGGCAGACAGAGAGAGACUGGUCCCCAUCAUAGAUGGUCUCAGCACAGACAACGCAUCACUCAAGGUUGCGUGUGUCCAGUUUAUCAACGCCCUGACCAGCACACCUGAUGACCUUGACUUCAGGUUACACCUCAGGAACGAGUUCAUGAGGGCGGGGCUCAUCCACCAGAUCAGCGAGCUCCAUAAGACAGCUAACGAGGAACUGUACAUCCAGUUGAGGGUGUUUGAGGAGCAGAAAGAAGAAGACUUUGAGGAACUCUCACACAGAUAUAACGACAUCAGAAUAGAGCUGGAUGAUGUGCGAGAGGUUUUCGAGCUGGUGAAGAACACAGUGAGCGACAACUCUGCAGAGCCGUACUUCCUGUCUAUCCUUCAGCACUUGGUGCUGGUCAGGGACGAUGCAUGGGCAAGGCCACAGUACUUCAAACUGAUAGAGGAGUGUGUGGCCCAGAUUGUCCUGCACAAGAGCGGGGUGGACCCAGACUUCAGAACCAAACGGUUCCAGGUAGACGUAGAACCUCUCAUAGAGGGGCUUGUAGAUAAGGCAAAGGUAGAAGAAGCAGAGUUUAAAGCAGAGGAACUACAGAAGCAGCUUGAACAUGAGCUGACAGCGAGACAAGAGUCUGAAGCCAAGAUGGCCCUGAACACGGCAACGUACGAGGGCAAGAUCAAGGAGUAUGAAACUAAAGUAACAGAGCUAGAAAAUAGGAUAAAAGCUGGUGGGAUCCCUGCUGGUACAGGCAUCCCCCCACCCCCUCCCCCUCCCGGGGGCAUUCCUCCUCCACCCCCACCCCCUGGGGGCAUCCCCCCUCCCCCUCCACCCCCAGGAGGUGGCCCACCCCCUCCACCACCCCCACCGGGAGGCGGGCCUCCCCCACCCCCUCCCCCACCAGGCAUGGGCCCUCCCCCACCCCCCGGGGCGCCCCCACCCCCUGGUGCGCCCCUCAACGCCCUGCCACCGGGCAUGCAGCCUAAGAAGAAGUACAAACCAGAGGUCACCAUGAAAAGGGCUAACUGGAACAAGCUGCAACCGAGGACCCUGACGAGGAACUGCUUCUGGACCAGGGUCAAGGAGGAGAAGUUUGAGAAUGACGACCUCUUCCACAUGCUUCAGAACAACUUCGCCUCAAGUAGACCGCGAGGAAAAGUUGGUAUGGAUGAGGGUGGAGGGGACAUGGUGGAGGGGAAGGAGAUGAAGAAGAAAAAGGUGAAGGAACUGAAAGUCUUGGAUCCAAAGACAGCACAGAAUCUAUCCAUUUUCCUGGGCUCGUACAAGAUCCCUCACAGCGAGAUCAAGCGGCUGAUCCUAGAGAUUGACGAGGAGCGGAUGAGCGAGGGGAUGAUCCAGGGACUGAUCAAGCAGCUGCCCGAGGCCGAGCAGUUCGGCGCCCUGAGGGACAUGAGGGAUCAGUUUGAGGAGCUCAGCGAGCCGGAGCAGUUCUGUGUCUUGGUGAGCGACAUUAAGAGGAUGGGACCCAGGCUGCAGUGUAUUCUCUUCAAAAUGAAGUUUGAAGAAGUCAUUCAAGACAUCAAACCUGACAUAGUAAAUGUGACGGCAGCAUCAGAAGAAGUGAAGAACAGCGCCAAGUUUGCCAAGAUGCUGGAGCUGGUUCUGCUGGUGGGGAACUACAUGAACUCCGGCUCCAGGAACGCACAGUCCGUCGGCUUCGAGCUCAACUUCCUCACCAAGUUACGAGGCACGAAGACGGUAGACAACAACUCCACACUGCUGCACUUUGUGGCUCGGAUGAUCGAGGAGAGGUACCCAGACAUGAUCACGUUUGGGGACGAGAUCCUGCAUGUGGAAAAGGCAGCCAGAGUUUCUGAGGACACCCUACAGAAGAGCAUGUCCCAGAUGGAGAAGAACAUCACCAUGCUGGAGACAGAGCUGAAGAACCAGGCUAACAACAACGACCCUGCAGACAAGUUCAAGGACAAGAUGCAGGACUUUGUGGAGGUUGCUCGCGAGCAGUACGACCUGCUGAAGGGCAUGCACAGCCACAUGAAGACCCUCUACAAUAACCUGGCCGAGUUCUUCUGCUUCGAGACCUCCAAGGUCUCCAUGGAGGAGUUCUUUGGCGAUCUCGCCACCUUCAAGUCCGAUUUCUACCAAGCUCAGAAGGAAAAUGAGAAGAUCAGGGAAACACAGGAGAAGAUGAAGAGAGUGAAGGAAGCCAAGGAACGGGCAGAACGAGAGAAGAAGGAAAAGAUGAAGCUGAAACAACAGAAGGCCAUCAUCGACAUGAAUGCUGAGGGAGACCAGGAGGGAGUCAUGGACAGUCUGAUCGAGGCGUUACAGACAGGCAAGGCCUUCAGCAGAGAGAAGAAGGAAGGAAGGAAAAGGACACCUCGAGGGGCGGCUAACGACCCGGGACACCCCUUCCAUGCAGAGUCCCUUAGGCUUCUAGAAUACAGGCUGGGUGUCAUACCCGAGUACGGAGCUGAGAGAAGAGCGGCACUGAACAGGUCCAGGUCAAGGGUCAAUGUGGUCCAGCUGUCCAACUCCGUCAGUAAGGAGAUCGACAUCGACGGACCCUCGCAGGACAGUCCCGUCAAGGCGCCUCCCCGCAGAAACCGCCCGCCUGGCUCCGUGUCUGUCCUCCCCCGCGACUUCAAUGGGUCCAGCCCACCCGGAGACGCAGAGCAGCUUCUGGACAGGUUGAAGAACUUGUAGGCGGAUCGCGCCAUUUUGUGUACAGGGGGUUUAAGUGUAAUGUAAAACACACACACAUAGGUCCGUGCAGAUAGAAUUUGCAGGAAUGUGUGUCUUGUGGGUAUCAACCAGGGCUGUCUCUAGCUUUAAGUGUUUCACCGUCCCACUCAUUGUUUGGGAGACCAUGUGGUUGAUUUCCUUAAAAUUCUGUCAUGUUAAGCUUACG
Messenger RNA from Branchiostoma floridae (Florida lancelet), 3877 nucleotides. RefSeq names its product protein diaphanous homolog 2-like. The record is from RefSeq and is a predicted model, not a curated record. The transcript has 29 exons. Lineage: Eukaryota; Metazoa; Chordata; Leptocardii; Amphioxiformes; Branchiostomatidae. Gene Ontology annotation, cellular component: actin filament; cytoplasm. Bases 229 to 3672 code for a protein of 1147 amino acids. Gene Ontology annotation, biological process: actin filament polymerization; actin cytoskeleton organization. Gene Ontology annotation, molecular function: actin binding; small GTPase binding; microtubule binding.